AUGCUACGUUAACAUUGGUAUAAAACGUCCCUAUAGUAACUUAUUAGACAUGAGUUCUGUGCUUGCAGUCAACCAGCAAAAUGAUGAAAAUUAUUGUUGUCCUCGCUGCCCUCGUGGCCAUCUCUGCUGCCAAGCCCCAAGUCCUGGCCCCAGUGGUAGCCGCCCCAGCGCCCAUUGUCACCGCCACCAGUUCACAAUACUACCACCGCAUCAACAACGGCCUGGCUGCGUACGUCGCGGCGCCCGCUGCUUACGUGGCCCCUGCCUCCCCGUAUGUUGCUGCCGCCGCCCCUGCUGCCCCAUACAUCGCCGCUGCCGCACCAUACCUUGCCGCCCCCGCCGCUGUCGCCUUGUAAACUGACCACAGAUUGAUAGCUACGUUGUGAUAUUAUGAAAUUAAUUAAAAAUCUCUAUUGCA
Plodia interpunctella (Indianmeal moth) is the source of this 418-nucleotide messenger RNA. It is a transcript of the gene CPH23, whose product is annotated as cuticle protein 16.5-like. The record is from RefSeq and is a predicted model, not a curated record. The transcript has 2 exons. NCBI's taxonomy places the organism in Eukaryota, Metazoa, Arthropoda, Insecta, Lepidoptera, Pyralidae. Bases 81 to 356 code for a protein of 91 amino acids.